Molecule: messenger RNA, 5279 nt
Organism: Macrobrachium nipponense
Lineage: Eukaryota; Metazoa; Arthropoda; Malacostraca; Decapoda; Palaemonidae
Product: dopamine receptor 2-like
Biological process (GO): adenylate cyclase-activating adrenergic receptor signaling pathway
Cellular component (GO): plasma membrane
Molecular function (GO): adrenergic receptor activity
Source: RefSeq, a predicted model, not a curated record
AAAACAUCCGAGCAGUUGAAAUGGCAAAAGGAAGUCUUCAGAGAGUUUGAUAAUCAACUUCAGAACAGCUUUUGGGGGAAUCAUAGAGAAACGAAAUCAGAGGCGAUACAUUGCAACUCUCUUGCAUUCCGUAAUGACUGCGAACGCUCUUAGUGGGUGACGCCCUGCGAUUAUGACAGUGUGGAGUGAGAUUUAUGCCUCCAUGAAAAUCAAAAGCUCAAAAUACAACUUUUAGACAGUGUUCGUUGUUUGCCGUGCUUGUGGCGUUGAUUUGUUCAUUAUGCGUGUCUGUAUUUCCCACCAGUUCAUAGAAAAUUACUGAAGAGGUAAGAAGUGUUCGUCGGCAAAAUGAAGAAAUAUCGUGACCUCCUUCACAGGCGCUGUGCCUCGUCUGCAUCCCGAGAAGAUUCAGGUGGCCGGAGGUGUAGCUGACUUUUUGCACCUAAUUUACCACCUGUAGUCCUCUACCAGUACACUCGCCGUCCUCCUUUCCUCCUUUUCCUUUAUUCGCUCUCCUCUUACUCCUCCCCCUCUUACUCCUCCUCCGACAGCUUGCAAACCUUGACUCUCUCUCUCUCUCUCUCUCUCUCUCUCUCUCUCUCUCUCUCUCUCUCUCUCUCUCAUUAAUAGAAAAUGAUACCCCGCAUCACGAACAACCGCACAGCGAACUGGGGAAAACACGUGCACAGUCUCUUCGGGCUCAAAGUCGCGGACUUCACGCCGGAGAAGUCAGGUGUUAACCUGGAUAACAGUCCGUUCAUCCUCGAUGAGUACCGGCCCCCUGGGGUGGAGGGCGGCGAGGGAUGGCCCCCUCCAGCAGUAGCAGGGUCAUCAGGAGGAGGGCGGGACUCUUCUUCUUCGGCCACCACGACCACGACCACGCUCUCGCCUUUAACCAGGUGGGGUAAUGGACACGCGGCCAGGAAGCACUUGCCAACCCAUUACGUCGGAGCGAUGGAUGCCGACGAAAUAGGAUACCUGCCCACUUCCUUUCAGGUGGACGACGAUGAAGAAGGGGACCACUCAGGGUCGAGCACAGCCACGACCUUACCUGACCUGACCGGGACUUUUGCGCUGCAUGACGACGACGACGAGGAUAACGCCAUCGGCGUCGGCGAGGACUUCUACCACAGAGUGAAAGGGACGGGUGGUGGCCUGGGCGCGAGGUACGGCAUCAACUUUGCCAUAGAUACGUCGGAUCGCAGUGACUCCCAGUGGUGGUUCAGGACGUCUGACACCUCAGGACCUUUGCUUCUCGAUGCCCAUAACAACGCAACUGAUUGGGUGAAUGAGACUUCCUGGAACUGGGCGUCGGACGCCUCCGCAACGGCCAUUAACGAAACGAUAGCGUGUUCCAACCUCUCUCACAAUGACUCGAGAUGCGCGUCGGAAGGAAGCGGCCCUCUGAUCAUCACUCCGGAGAGCCUCUCCCUCUGCCUCCUCCUCCUCUUCUUCGCCGUGUCGACCAUUUUCGGCAACGGCCUCGUCAUCGUGGCCGUCGCCCGAGAGCGGUACCUCCACACCGUCACCAACUACUUCAUCAUGUCCUUGGCCGUGGCCGACUGCCUCGUCGCCUUGGUCAUGCCCUUCAGUGCUCUCUAUGAUUCGUUUGAUUACUGGCCAUUUGGACCUGAUUUCUGCGACGUCUGGCGAAGCUUCGACGUCUUGGCUUCGACGGCGUCCAUACUGAACCUGUGCGUCAUAUCACUGGACAGAUACUGGGCCAUCACUGAUCCGUUCACGUACCCGAGUCGAAUGUCCCCGAGGAGGGCGUGCAUGCUCAUCGCCCUGGUGUGGGUAUGUUCUGCCCUGAUAUCAUUCCCGGCCAUCGCCUGGUGGAGGGCCGUCUCCGACCCCCAUCCCCCAGGAAACUGCCCCUUCACGGAAGAUCUGUCCUAUUUAGUUUUCUCUUCGACGAUAAGUUUCUACGGUCCGUUAUUCGUGAUGGUUUUCACUUACUUCCGCAUUUACAGAGCAGCGACAGAGCAGACGAAAUCUCUGAAAUUGGGGCAGAAGUUGGUGUCGACGAUGGGUGACGGCGAGAUGGAGUUGACCCUCCGAAUCCACAGAGGGGGAGGCGGGGGGAGUGGGGGGGCGAGUAGCAACGGAAACGGCAUGCCAAGGGCCCACUACCCCGCCGGGAAAACUUGUAGCUAUACCCAGGAGAACGGAGGCCUCGGGGACGCCCACGCCCUGAGCUCGCCCUUAGAUGACGGCGAGGGGUGCCCGCUGGGCCCUAUGCACGAGGGCGCCUCGCCUGACAGCUCAACGAAAAUGGUGGCGAGAAACAUUAAAAACUUUUCCAUAUCCCGGAAACUUUGUAAAUUUGCCAAAGAGAAGAAGGCUGCCAAGACCCUCGGCAUCGUGAUGGGGGUCUUCAUUGUUUGUUGGCUGCCGUUCUUUGUCACAAACCUCCUGUCUGGUUUGUGCGGGGAGCGAUGCAUCCGGGAACCUGCGUUGGUCGGGGGCGUCGUCACCUGGCUGGGUUGGAUCAACUCGGCAAUGAAUCCUGUUAUAUAUGCCUGCUGGGCGAAAGAUUUUCGAAGGGCUUUCACGCGAAUCCUGUGCUCUUGCUGCCCCAGAAGAUGUCGCAACAGAUAUCAAACCAGAUGGAAGGGUGGCAUUGCUCAGAUCAUCGUUACCCCUGUCGUGUCAACACUGAACACCUCCUUCAUCAAAACCGCAGGCAGCCGCCCUUACCCGCCGUCACCCUACUCGCCGGUGGCUCCUGCCCUAGCGACCGCCCUGGUCGCUGCCACGACGCCUUCCACUUCUGCGUAGUCCCCAGCCGGAGCUCAAGAUAAAACCACCACGAUUCAUCACCGCCUUUUUUAUCAUAAGAUUUUCGCCUAUAAAUACUUUAUCCUGAGAAUUCUUCUUCUUCUUCUUCUGCCUCCGUCUAAGAGGGGCCCCUUACCCGAGAUCACGAGAUAUGCAAUAUUGCAUUAUAACCUGUUAUAUAUUUACACGUACGUAUCACAUUCAAAAUUACAUAGUUAAGUACAAGUAUGCAUUAGAGUAGAAAAUUUUUUUAUUUUGAAGGGCGACAUUACAAGUACUAAAUCUAGUAUUUUUUUGGUUUUUGAGUUUGCAGUCUGUUUGCAUUCCUGUUGAGCAUACGAUCUUAAUGAAAUGAAGAUUAGAUUGAUUUUAGCAAUAUGCAAUGAAACGUGGCCUUGUGGGAAUAAAAACAAACACAUUCAUCCAAAAAAUUAAGAUAUUUUGCAAGUAUGUUAAAAAAACUGAUGCUCAAAUCAGGCUCAUAAUUAUUUGCAUCAAGAGGGUGUAAAACAUAUAAAAUUGUCUAUCAGUAGUUUUUAUUUUUCAUUUGAGAAAUUUUCCGGUCAAAUUCCACAGGCGAAAAUGGAAUGCCCCCUCGUGGCACUUUAGCGAAAGUUCCGAGAGUAGAUUUUUAUACCCGUGACAAGAUUAGGGUUAUCAGAUAUCUCAGGUGUCCUCUCUAUCUCUCUUAACGACUUAAUAAAUCACUUUAUGCAGAUUUCGUGGUCUCGCCUCUCUCUCUCUCUCUCUCUCUUUCGUGCCCAAAUCAACCUGCAACAUAACCGUUGAAUGAACUUUUGAACUUGCUGUUGUAUAUUUGAUAUGAUUUUUUUUUCUCAUUCUUUUUGGAAGAAAUGAAUAUAUUUGGUGUAAAUUGUCCCAAUAGCGGAGGCAAAAUGUACUUUUUUGUAGAUAUAUCACUGACCACAUAAUACUUUUCAUGUUAUGAUGACCAUGUUAGGCUGUAGUCCUUUGUAAAGAGAAAGUUUUAUGGUGUCUGAUGAUGGCGUGUGAGCCAUUGUUUUUACUGGAACAUGAUAGAUAACAACUGCCCUUUUUGACACAUCCAUUCUGAUGCCAAGUAAUCACAGAGUGAACUUUUCCCUCUCAGGUUUCAGUCGAAUUUCUCUUAAUCAUUUAUUUUUUUAUCGUCUUUUUACGUCUUAAAUUCCAUUAUCCUUCCAUCUAUUUCAUAUUUGAAAGUUAGAAUGUCUUCAAUUUGGAAAUCAUCUCUUCGGCUCCUGAAAUAUAGAAGCAGAACAUUGCCAGCUUAGUAGACUAUACUCUGUUUUUUUUCCAUCUGUCCAUCCGCCUGUGGUGUUUUUGUAUGGUAACACUGCGUCCCGGGCUUUAGAUAGUUACGCUAAUUGUAAGUUUUAGGUAAAUAAAAGGAUAUCUGGGUGUACAUUUGUAACUGAAAAGUGUUUUAAUAAUUUACUGUAUGCGAAUUACACCGUUAAUAUUCGAAAUAGGAUAUUAUUAUAAUCGUUGAAUGUAAGCUGAAUGUAACUAUCUAAAGCCCGGGACGCAGUGUUACCAUACAAAAACACCACAGGCGGAUGGACAGAUGAAAAAAAAACAGAGUAUAGGUAGUGAAUUUUCUUUUUAUGUGUUACGAACUCCAGUCCCUUUCGCUAUUUGGACGAUGCUUAGGUUUCCGCCAUAGAGUCCCACGGGCUUCUUCGGGACACCCCUGUCCUUCUUUCGUAAGUCUCCCUCCUGCAGGAUCUGGAGGGCGAAGUCGAUCUGCGGUCAGGGUUUAUCUCGUGUCUUUGAGUCUGUGAAACAUCUGAUUUCCUUCGUCUACCUUGACUGCUUUCCCUUCCAUUUGCUUCUCGUCCAUUUGGGAAAAAAUCAUUGUAACCCUGAAUUACGUGAUAUUUCUAAACCUUGGAAAAAUAAAUCAUUGUAAUCCUAAAUUACGUGAUAUUUCUAAACCUUGGAAAAAAAUCAUUGUAAUCCUAAAUUACGUGAUAUUUCUAAACCUUGGAAAAACAUCAUUGUAAUUCUAAAUUACGUGAUCUUUCUAAACCUUGGAAAAGAAAUCAUUGUAAUCCUGAAUUACGUGAUAUUUCUAAACCUUGGAAAAAUAAAUCAUUGUAAUCUUAAAUUACGUGAUAUUUCUAAACCUUGAAAUGGUGUUCAUACUUUCCCCCUAAUAGUCAUUCAUCACUGAUGGCGUACACAAUAAGUCUAACCAGGAAGUGAUUUAGCAGACGAGGACAUUCAACUCUCUAAGUUCAACAAGCUUGUGUAACCUGAUCUCUUCUAAAAGGGGUUUCCUAUGGCUUGACAACCCCGCGGAAUUUUCAUUGAUGAAGAGCGGCUAGAAUUCAUUUUAUUGACAAAUCCCUAAAUAGUUCGUGAAAGGAAGUCUUAUCAGUGAACCCUGCGUGGCAACGGCUGACGGUAAAACAAAUUGUGAGAAUACAUAUACGUGUGUGUGCAUAUAUAUAUAUAUAUAUAUAUAUAUGUGUGUGUGUGUGUGUGUGUGUGUG